GACACCAAAAAUUUCUUUCAUCUCGUUAUCUACUUCUCAGAAAGGCGCGCGGAUAAUGCUCCAUUUUAUACAAAGACGAUGCCUGAACAGGCCUCUUCGUCUCUAUCGAACAUUGUCUACCGCUUCCCGAGCUGUAGAAAUUGCUCCCACGAACCAUGAAUUCCGUCCACCGCAGGCGCGUCAACGGACCUCACCCCCACCGCCCGUGUUCAGUCGUUCCCUGUAUAUCUAUGACCUUCCAGCGAACUACGAUGCCACACACGUAGUAAACGCCAUUGGGGAAGAACCCAUACAUCGAAUCAGCCUAGGGAAGGACCACAUGUAUGUGAACUUUUGGACGCCUACACAAGCCUCACGAGUUGUGAAUCGUACUGGUGGGAUGUUGACAGUUACAGGGAAUCAUGCCUCUCUCAGAUUCAACAAAACUGCUCAGGACCUCCUUUUGGCUACGUCUGUUGCUCAUCUGGGCGUUGCGAAGACUACGCGCGCAAUCUAUAUCUUCGGGGAGUCCGUGAAGGCGAAGUCAUUGGAGGGGUGGGAGGAACUAGUCCUUCAGUAUGGGCCAUUGGAGAGUAUAAAUUUUGGGACACAGAAGGACGGUUCCACGUUUCUUGUCGUCACAUUUUUGUCUGCUGAGCACGCUCGUAAGGCCAUGUCAGCACUGAAACACGGGCAUACCGUCAAGUAUCGGCGUGACUUUGAAGCUGCACAGAAGCCUGAUGUCAAGAGACGCGUAAUGUUGUCGGGACUCAGCCCUACCCUUUCCACAACCCUCUUGACAAACCAUAUUCUCGAUAUAAUAGCAUCGAUUGGCCAUGGGGAGAAGAUAGUAAAAAUAACCCGUAGCGGCCCUAAAAUUGGCAAAGCAGUCGUCGACUUUACCUUGCCUACCCAAGCGAGACUGUUUUACGAAUCUUUCCAAGCUGCGAACUCUAAUCCAUAUGGACUGACGGUAGAGCUGAAUGCAAUUCGACCCGUAUCUUCAUUUCUGUUCCAGGCCAUCCAUUGUGGUGCCAACAGAACAAUUCGUUUAUACACGGGAAAGGAAGAAAUUCCCAGAGACAAAUUAAUGGAGGAUUUUAAUACGAUGGGGCAUACCACUCAAGUGUACUCGAGAGCAGGGACGGCGUUCAUUACUUUCUCCUCUCUCUCCGAUUCGCUCAAAGUUGUCAGUGACCUUGCAGCUGGCCGACACGAUCUUGAGGGCUAUACGGGCUUUUCGGUUACGUUUGCCAAGAACGACCUCCAAGCGGCCCUGAAAUCGGCGGUUGUUGCUGAGCCAAAGGGCAUUAGAGGUGAGGAGGAGCUUGAAGGGGAAGCUGAUCCUGCGGACAUUAUUGUUGAUGUUAUGGCGUCGGAACCCUCUUCGGAGCAGAGAUCAGAAACGACACCCGUUUCUUCAGAGAUUGGAGAGGUGACUCCUACACAGGAUAUCGAGUUCCCUGCAGAUGUACCCACAGAGAGCCCCGCAAGGACGGAGCCAGUACCUCCUAGCUCUUCGGCUUAAAAUUAUGCUAUUUUUCAAAAAUAGUUCUGCAUAAUCAAUGACGUCACCCCAUUCAUUGUGUUACUUUUCGGAAUCCGCCCUCUUUC
Messenger RNA from Guyanagaster necrorhizus, 1593 nucleotides. RefSeq lists its product as uncharacterized. The transcript has 4 exons. Bases 56 to 1507 code for a protein of 483 amino acids. Lineage: Eukaryota; Fungi; Basidiomycota; Agaricomycetes; Agaricales; Physalacriaceae. The record is from RefSeq and is a predicted model, not a curated record. Gene Ontology annotation, molecular function: nucleic acid binding.